Diospyros lotus (date-plum) is the source of this 2824-nucleotide messenger RNA. Its product is annotated as 6-phosphofructo-2-kinase/fructose-2,6-bisphosphatase-like. Gene Ontology annotation, biological process: fructose 2,6-bisphosphate metabolic process; fructose metabolic process. NCBI's taxonomy places the organism in Eukaryota, Viridiplantae, Streptophyta, Magnoliopsida, Ericales, Ebenaceae. Gene Ontology annotation, cellular component: cytosol. Gene Ontology annotation, molecular function: fructose-2,6-bisphosphate 2-phosphatase activity; starch binding; ATP binding. The record is from RefSeq and is a predicted model, not a curated record.
CGAGAACCCCUUCAGGAUGAGAUUCAACGCUAAAUCAGCAGGGAGCGGAUGUCACUUCUUCCAGCCGAAACGCGUAAACCGCCUCGGCGGCCGCUCGAUGCCAUCUGGCCCCGGCAUCAUCCAAAACCGACCCACCCUCUCAUCUCACAUCGCCCCACCAAACACCAACAUCGCCAUAACCCAUCCGUGCCUAAACGCAAACGAGAAAGACAACUGGCAGUCCAGUCCUUUUCGUUUUCCCCUUGCUUCAAUCUCCAUCACUCAAAUCCUUGCUCUUGCCUAUUCACAACUCCUCGUAUCGUCGGUCACUUCACUGUCCAGUUGUUGAAACUGUGGAAGAAAUUCAGAGAGCUUCUGUAGAGAGAGAGAGAGAGAGAGAGAGAGAGAGAGAGAGAGAGAGAGGGAGGGAAUGGGGACUGGUGCAUCGAGAAACGCAGACAGUAGCUCUCAUGGCAUCGACGAGAGAGAAGAGAAUCUGGACCAAGCUGGCGGCCAACUUUACGUCUCUCUCGAAAUGGAGAACAAUUACAAGCUCAAAGCCGAACUCACGCCUCAUGUCUACGGCUCCGUCCCUCUCGUCGGCUCCUGGGACUCUUCCAAGGCCCUUUCAAUGGAGCGAGAAUCGGCCUCAAUGUGGGAGUUGAGCUUUGUCGUCCCACCUAAUCACGAGACGUUGGAUUUCAAAUUCCUUCUGAAGCCGAAGGACAACAAUUCGCCGUGCAUAGUUGAGGAGGGUCCCAAUCGGCAGCUCACUGGGGGGGCCUUGCAAGGCGAUGCAAGGUCGGCUUUAUUUAGGCUGAAUGGGGAAGAGUUCAUUGAGUAUCAGGUUUUUAUAAAGGCCGAUAGGGUUUCGCCAUUUGAUCUUGCGGCUAGUUGGAGGGCAUAUCUGGAGAACCUCCAGCCUUCCACUGUGCGGGGGAUUCCUGAUGUUAGCAUAAAUUCAGGACCUCAGGCAGGCGCUGAGAAUGGCUCUUCGGUGAGUUUGGAGCUUGAUCUUGAACAUUAUGUUGUCCCAGCACCCUCAACGUCUGCAAACUCAGGUUUGGUUUAUGCUGCUAACAUGACAGAAACUCCGAGGUUGUUGACUCGUACUGGGGUAUUUUCCAAUUUUGAGGGCUCAAGCAUUGCUUCACAAUCCAAGGAUGGUGGUGUUUCUUCUGAUCGACCUGCGACCGUAAAGGAGAUGGAGGCCAUGGUUUCAGAUUCUUCUACAGUUUAUUCAGGCUUUGACAUGGUUGAAUCAAAGGCAGCAGGACCGUAUUCACCUUUGCAAAAGCAAGAUGGUCACAGGGGUCUCUUCGUGGAUAGGGGCGUUGGAUCUCCCAGGCUAGUUAAGUCGGGUAGUGCAGCUACUUUCAGUAUUGAUCUGAAACUGGAUUCUGAAACUAAGAAUGCAAUGCCAGCUGCUGCUGGAGCUGUAGCAGCUGCUGCUGUAGCUGAUCAAAUGCUUGGACCAAAGGAGGACAGACAUCUGGCUAUUGUCCUAGUUGGCUUGCCAGCACGAGGAAAGACUUUCACUGCUGCUAAGCUUACAAGAUAUCUUCGCUGGCUGGGUCAUGACACAAAACACUUCAAUGUUGGAAAGUAUCGGCGGCUCAAGCAUGGAACUAAUCAGUCUGCUGAUUUUUUCCGAGGUGACAAUCCAGAAGGUAUGGAGGCGCGCAAUGAGGUAGCAGCUCUGGCAAUGGAUGAUAUGAUAGCUUGGAUGCAGGAAGGCGGCCAGGUGGGGAUAUUUGAUGCCACAAACAGCACCAGCAAACGGAGAAAUAUGCUUAUGAAAAUGGCUGAAGGAAAAUGCAAGAUUAUCUUUUUGGAGACGAUAUGCAAUGAUGAACGCAUCAUUGAAAGAAAUAUACGUCUUAAAAUCCAGCAAAGCCCUGAUUAUGCCGAAGAGCCAGACUUUGAAGCUGGAUAUCGAGACUUCAAAAAGCGACUAGAAAAUUAUGAGAAAGUUUAUGAGCCAGUUGAAGAAGGGUCAUACAUUAAAAUGAUUGAUAUGGUCAGUGGCCAAGGUGGACAAAUACAAGUAAACAAUAUUAGUGGCUAUCUUCCUGGAAGGAUUGUUUUCUUCUUGGUGAAUACACAUCUCACACCCCGUCCAAUUUUACUUACAAGGCAUGGAGAAAGUCGAGAUAAUGUUAGAGGCAGAAUUGGGGGUGACUCUAGUUUGAGUGAUACUGGAGAGACUUAUGCAAAGAAACUUGCUAAUUUUGUGGAAAAGCGACUGAAAAAUGAACGGGCUGCUUCUAUAUGGACUAGCACAUUGCAGAGAACAAUUCUGACAGCAAAUUCAAUUGUUGGAUUCCCAAAGAUACAAUGGCGUGCCCUAGAUGAGAUAAAUGCUGGAGUAUGUGAUGGAAUGACAUAUGAGGAAAUAAAGAAGAACAUGCCUGAGGAGUAUGAGUCACGUAGAAAGGACAAGUUGAGGUAUCGGUAUCCUCGUGGAGAAUCGUAUCUGGAUGUAAUCCAAAGGCUGGAGCCAGUAAUCAUUGAGCUUGAGAGACAGCGUGCCCCUGUUGUGGUUAUAUCUCACCAGGCGGUAUUGAGGGCACUGUAUGCUUAUUUUGCUGACAGGCCUUUGAAAGAAGUUCCACAUAUUGAGAUGCCACUUCACACAAUUAUAGAGAUACAAAUGGGUGUUACUGGUGUCCAAGAGAAAAGGUACAAACUCAUGGACUGAACUUUACAAAUGUGUAAGUUGCUAACUGGAACUACGAAGGCUUAUUCAUCAUUCGAGUUAAUUUUCCUUCAUUAACGUGGUGUGAUAAUAGCAGGAAUCUGUCACUUGUAAGAUCAAUGAUCAAUCAUCAAUCAAAUUCUUUUC